AUGGUUUCCUUUGAUGUCACGUCCAUUUUUACUUCUAUCCCGCAGCACCUGGCAGUCGAGACAAUCGAAUUACUCCUACGAGAGAAGUACGACGAAACGGAGAAUCGCCUCGGACACGCCCAAAUCAUCCAGCUGCUGAAGUUUCGUCUCAAGACGCACUUUACAUUCGACGGAACAAUCUACGAGCAGGUGAAGGGAAUGCCAAUGGGUUCGCCGAUUUCGGGACUCAUAGCCGAGGCGGUCCUUCAACGGCUGGAGUCGCUGGUUUUCCGACACCACAGACCGAAAUUCUGGGCUCGGUAUGUGGAUGACACCUUCGUCGUCAUCGAACGAGAUCAGGUGCUGACUUUCAAAGAACAACUCAACGCCGUCUUCCCGGACAUUCAAUUUACGAUGGAGGAGGAGGAAAACAAUCAGCUUGCCUUCCUGGAUGUCCUCGCCUGCCGCAAAGUUUGUGGUGGCCUAAAAACCAAAAUGUUCAGGUAAGCGACAAAUACGACGCAAAUACUGAACUCCAAUAGCAACCACCCGAACAGUCACAAACGCAGUUGCGUAAGGGCGCUAUACCGGCGUGUUGAGACGCACUGCAGUGAAAUGGAAGACAAGGUUGCUGAAUUACAAUAUCUUCGACGGGUAAUGAGAGCCAAUGGCUACCCGCGCAACUUUGUCAACCAGUGCAUACGAGAAGGACACCAGAGACCAAAUCCAACUAGCCCCAAAUUUUGGCGGGCUCUUCCGUACGUGAAGAACGUCUCGGAAGCCGUCAGUCGUCUUCUCACUCCACUUGGAGUUGGGGUUGCACACAGGCCGGAAGCAACCAUAAGCGCCAAGUUAUGAGGCCAAAAGACCCGCUGCCACGGCAGGAAACCUCUGGAGUCGUUUACCGGAUCUGGUGUAGUUGCGGACAAAGCAAUUAUGUCGGAGAAACUGGGAGAUUACUCCGUACGCGACUUGCCGAGCACGCAGCAGCAGUGAGGCGGGGAGACGCUAACUCUCAGGUGACAGCACACUCGACGGGACCCGGCCAUAAUUUCAAAUUUAAAGAGGCCGAAAUCCUCGCAAGGGGUGACAACCGCCUGAGCCGCGAGCUGCUCGAGUCAUGGUUCUCAGGCCCGCAAUCCAUCAACAAACACAAUGACCUCCCGGUGGCCUAUUCCGUAUUGCGAUUUCCCCUGGGCAGGAGAAUCAGUCACGUGGGGAGGGCGCGGGUAAGCAAUUAUCGCGGUGACAGUGAGCCAGUUUGCCGAGCAAUCGUCACACCACUAUCCAGCAGGGAUGACGAAAUCGCGGCAAUUAACGACUCGGACUCAGACCGCCAAGCCACCGCCGCAUCAAUUACGACCCCAGCGGCGAUUGUGAGAACUGUUAAUUGCAGUGCGCAUACGGUCCCACGGCAGCCACGUGCUAUAAAUACUGCACUCCUGGUGCCACCUUCACCUCUAUCUGCGAAUGUCUCUGAUGAUGGGUUCGAGUGAGAAUCCAAAACGUCAGGCAAAUAAACGUCUUGUCUCAGUGAUCGCAUCUUCAUCUUCUGAACUGCUACCUGGGACUCGCCUGUUCGCUUUUAUCAGCAAUCUUUUUGGGCGCGUUUAAGCUACACUAGUAAUCUUGAUCUCUCGCCGCACGCUGACAGAAUUACAGCCAAAGCUGCCCAGAUUUGUGGCUUUAUUUCUUACAAUUUCUAUCUUCCUGAAAUUAAAUUAAGGCUCUAUCGUAUGUUUGUACUUCCCAUUCUCGAGUAUUGUUGCCCAUUCUUUGGUUUGAUGAAUGAAGCCAGUCGUUUAAAAAUUGAAAAUGUCCAACGACGUUUUUCAAAAAAACUUUUAGAUAGGGAACAUCCCAAUAUCUCCUACUCAGAUAGGUGCCAACUAACUAACCUAAAAUUUUUAUUGGUUCGAAGACUAGAAGCGGGCUUCUGUCUCCUCUUUCGCAUUAAUCAUAGUUCAAAUUUUUCUCGGAUUCCAACACUUACCCCUAGUAGUCGCCCAUACAAUCUUCGCAACUCGUCUCUAAUUAUACCUCUUCCAGCGUCCUCCACAUCUAAGCGCUCCCUUUUUUCGCUUCCAGGUAUACUUUCCUCUGGAAUAACCUUCCAAUAAAUAUAAGAUCUUCAGAAAAUCUACACACCUUUAAGUGAAGGCUACGCCUUUAUCUGAAUACUGACUCGAUUAAACUUUUAUUUUCCUCAUCCUUCCCAGACAACUUUUUCUAUGACACUGAGAAAGGGCCACCGGGAAUUUAGUAUGCCGCUAUUAAAUUUCCGUAUCUGUUCACGUUUCCUUUCUUUAUGAGUAGUCUCGCUUCCUAAGAUCCCUCACCAGAAAUGUUAAUUAUUCCAAUUUUUUAGUUCAUGCAUCGUGCCCUCACAGAAUGCGCGCCAUCGACGCUCUUGGCGAAACCUUCUGUAUUCGCCAUAUACUAGUAGUUUGGUCGCAUCUCCCUUCCCCCAUCCUCGGUUGGACUCGGAUGAAUGUAAUCGACCGCAUCUGGGUUCCUAUCGCCUCGAGACUGAUCUUCUGAUGCCCUCACUGAAUGCGCUCCAUCGAUGCUCUUGGCGAAGCCUUCUAUAUUAGCCAUAUACCAGUAAUCUGGUCGGAUGGACUCUGAUGAAUGUAACAGACCGCAUCUGGGUUCUUGUCGCCUCGAGACUGGUUGUCAUCGUGCCCUUACUGAAUGCGCUCCAUCGGCGGUCUUGACGAAGUCUUCUAUAUUCGCCAUAUACUAGUAGUUUGGUCGCUUCUCCCUCCCCCCAUGUUCCACCCAUGUUCGGAUGGACUCGGUUGAAUGAAACCGACCGCAUCUGGGUUCUUGUCGCCUCGAGAGUGGUUGUCAUCAUGCCCUUACAGAAUGCGCUCCAUCGGCGGUCUUAACAAAGCCUUCUCUAUUCGCCAUAUACUAGUAGUCUGGUCGCAUCUCCCUUGCCCCAUCCUCGGAUGUACUCGGUUGAAUGAAACCGACCGCAUCUGGGUUCCUAUCGGUUUGAAACUGGUUUUCAAUUUCGGCACUUAUUUUUUUCUUAUUCAAGGCGAUACAGGCCAGUCCUGACCAACCCGCCUACGUACCAUUUUAUGAAAUCCGUUACACAAUGCCAUAUACAGCUGACAUCUAUUUCGGCCAUGUUGAUGUCGGGCUUUUUUCCAUUUUGUACCGCCACAUGCAGGCCAGUCCUCCCUUUUUUAUCUGAUGCUAUUUUUCGGAGGGGUUUUUUUUUCUCCUGUCAAAUUACUACAAUCAUUUUUAAAUUUUGCUUUGGAGUUAUUUUUUCACCCCUCGUUUUUUUCAUUUUCAUCUUGCUUAAUGAACUUCUAACCUCAAAAACUAUGCAUUGCACUUUGUGCAGAUUUUGCCUACAUCGUCGAAAAUCUGCAUGUAAAUUUAUUUUUACUUGCUUUGAUGGGACCCCGACGGGUCUUUAAUAAAAUAAUUGAAAUUGAAAUAGAUCGGCUCGACGGCUGAGACUGCGUUCGCGCAUUAUGUGUCUGAUGCGAAAACGGCUUAAAUAAUAUCAACGAUGAUUUAAUGUUUAGGAUGGGAGAUUACCAGAAUAUAUGCUAGCAUAUGUUUAUCGAUAUUGGAAAUUUCAGGUAGCUUGCCUAAGCUUAAGAUUUCGCAUGGCUUUUGGCUUCUAUUGAGCCUUCCUGCGAAGUUAGGCGGUUAGAUAUGGUAUAAGUGAUGUACAUGUCAUUUGGCCUACUUAACUGGUGAACGUUUCGCAAACGGCCGCUGAAAUAGUUGUUAGUUUUGGAGAAAUAUCAGUCUUUUUGGUCGGUAUCUGUUUCCUGUUAACAUGUGUCAGUCGCCUCUCACUCGUCGCCCCACACUUCAUGGAACCGAAAUCCGUGUCCUUGCCCAGAUGGAAUGCAUCAACUUCUUCUCACCCAUAGACGAGCAUCAUGUCUUAUAAUCCCUCAAUCGACCGGCAUGGCCAAGUACCUGAGUAGUCUCUGCCUCCCCGACUUGCGCACUAAAGCCGAAUUUGUUGGUUACGCGCUAUAUGUGACGGUAUUUCCCAUUUCGCGUCCCGUAAGCAAUACUGUGUUUUUAUAGCGCCCGUCAGGUAACGCGAAUCGUCCUCAAGUCAACAUGACUGACCCCAGCGGCUUUGUAACUCACGUCGAAACUAUCUUGUUUAGACCUGCAGCCAUAGAUCUGUCGUCAUGAGGGACGACUCGAUGACGACUAAGCUUAAAUCAAGGGCAAGUUUAAUUCUCCUGCGUUAACAAUGUAGGCUGUAGAAAUAAAAAUUAGAUCUCAGGAGCGGUAUGCUACGAGUUCCCUUACCUGUAAAUCGUAUAUGCUGCCUUGUAAAUUUUCCGACAUUCGGUCAGAGUUACGAUAAGCUAGGGAUGUCUCGCCUUGUCCACUGAUCAUUUUUAUCGUUGGUGAUGUCACCUAUAUAUCCCAAGGCCUAAAUUUAAUUCUUCACUUAUGAAUCCCCUACAAAUCUGGCUUAUCCGACCGACACCAACCACUUCCUUUAUGAUCACAUUCAUUUCCAAGAGCAUAUUGCACACCUACUAACACUGAGUACGGCGGUUGCGUGGACUAGUUAAAUUCUGUCAUCAGAGAAGCCGAAUAACUAAAUAUAUUUCUUUUUCCUAAGAGACAAUGUAGAACAGAUAUGAACAUAGCUUUCAAAAUCGUUGUAGGGCCGGAAUUUGCUCCUCAGUCUGUUGAUAUUUUUGAGAUGCUACGAACAAUGACUAUGCGAGGCCACCAAUCUAAGUCAAAGGUGAACUAUGUCAGCCAUGGAGAGCGAGUCUAUUUCCGCUAUAACCGGAUUGUUGAAAGAUAGAUCAUUAUCCCAAAUUUUGUUUUCCUUGCAGAAACCUUUACGACCUCUAGUAGAAGCUUUCGCCGGUUUUUUCUUCAUGGUCGCAUAUUAUCUUGGUAUUAGUGACUGAAACAGUUGUUAUGCAAGUUGAUGCAUGCUAUUCAUCCGUAUAUCUGUAGGGUCCUCCCUAUCUUCCUUACAUAUGCCAAAUUACAACUAUGCAGAUAUCCACAAUUUUUUUCUUAAGAAUCAUUUGCGGUGCCGACCUCAAGUAUUUAACCUUUACAUGUUCACAAUGUUGACCUAAUUUAUUUCAUACUUCUGUCAUACUCAUCUCAGUAUGCGCUCUUUCGCCUAGCGCCAGAUUCUUCUAAUAGUUUUAAUGUUGAAAAACUAACAAUAUUUUGCAGACCGAACUCGAUUAUUAGGAGAGUAUAAGAAUUCAUGCCACGCGAGAAUGUAUUUCUGUUUACACAUUUCGCACGUGUAUUCCAUUAAUCAGAUCACUGCAGUUCGCGAAUUAUCCAACGUCGCUUAAUACAUAGAUACAAUACGAUUACACGUCAAAUAAGGCCACUAUAUAAUGACGAGAGGCCUGUUUUCGGCAGAACUGCUAGAAGUCACUAUGAGAAGGGGUUAGAUAGCUUUCGUUUAUUUUCAGUCGUGGGAAAACAAACGACAAAAUUCGGCAAGGGCCGAUACCCAUAUCCAGUUUAAAUUUACAAUUUAAGUCAUGCCUUAAGGUAUGCCACGGAAUCAUGCGGUGUGAACCACGAUCCGCAGUACUACGAUUCACAUAACAGUAAAAUGAUAAUAUUUUUGACGAGCACCCAUCUUAAACCAUGUCUGGGUACCGAUAGACGAACGCUGAUUACUUGACUGUUGAAGACCAUUAAGUUAGAAACAACAAUUCUCUUCAAACUUUGGUCUACCAAAGAAAAAAUUCUCGAAUUUUUAACAACUUUAUUUAUUGGCGAAAUAUAUCUGAACACUCGACACUCCAAUGAUGUGGAAUGACCAUAAAUGCGACACCGAAAAAAUGCCAGUAUUUUUAGGUUUAGUGCCAAUGAUCUCACAAAAAGCGUCGUAAGCCAACUACUCCGAUGUCAACGAGAUCUUGAUGUAGUCAGAAAAUAAUAUCCGUACAUGGGGUGUGCGCAGUAAAAUGAUGGAAACAAAUGUGUCCGUCGUGUUGGAAGAUUCUGCAACUGUGCGAUCCAUCAAAGCAUAUUCAUAACCCUUGGCAAACCCAUUUUGCAAAGUGCUCAACUGUCCAGCAUUGUAACGAAUAAGUGAACAAUUUUCUCGUUGUUUACUUUAUGGUACAGCACACCCUAAACAAAUUUAUUUCUGAUCUGUAAUGCAGUGAACGAGAUUUGAAAUAUUUUGUUGACUGUUUGCCGUAGUCAUGCUUUCCUCUAUAUCGACUCAAUUCCUCUGUCGAAAAUGCUCACUCCAUUGCUGACUGCCUGUCUGAACCUAAAAACAAGACCAAUCUGUAAAAAUAAAAAUAAUUUCGCCAUUUUACUUUGUUCUCAGCUUUAUACACCAUGUGACGCAUUUUUUCCUCGAAUGCAAAUUUACGCUUUAAUUUGUUUAUUUCAACUGAACUAUUAAGGCCGUCAGUCGUCUUCGCUCCCAACAUUUCGAAAGACGCUUUGCGCCUUUCUCCGUGCGUCCGCACGUACUUCCUUCAGAAAUCCUACGUUACCCGCGCACUCAUCUUUUUGAAGUCGAACGAUAAUGCUUAUUGUUUUUAUGAUUGCGUUUAUGUUGGGAUAUAAGAAGAUUUUAUGGAGCACAGAAUUGUUCUAAUUUUAUAUAAUCUGGAUAAAUUAUAUUUAGACCAUAUAUAAUCAGUAGAAGUGUUACAUGAUUUUGCAUUAUACAAUCAAAGAAGCAAGUAAUUUUUGGGUGAGAAAUGUAAUGCAGUCCCAGGUUGUACACUACUUCGAGAGGAAAUCAAGCAGUUAUCCAUUUUUCGAGAUAUCCCUGCUAGCACCAGCCCCGUCUGGCCCCGCCUAGCCCCCGGGGCCAGACGGGGCUGGGCCCCGUUUGGGCGGGGCAAUGACGGUACUACGACGGGGCUAGGGACCCGAUAGCCCCGUCUGGCCCUGGGGGGCUAGGCGAGGCCCAGCCCCAUCUGGCCUCGUCCUCGAAAAAAACGCGCAGGGAGACGCCACGCUCUCCGUGAUAUUAACCCCUCAUUUACGUUACCAGUAUUAUCCCUUUCCUAGUUCUGCGCACAGCAGGUUUAACUAUUCUACUUCUGGUCGACGAACAACCAUAACCCUUACCUUUGUUAGGUAUUGCCCACCCUCUAAAUAUAGUGAUAGCGCCGAAAACUCGAACAUGUCCCGAGGUCUGCAGCAGGCAGACAUUGACUGCAUUGUUUAAUGGACGCAUUAAUAGUAAUGGACAGUUUCCCCGUUGCGAGCCGACACAUAUGUAGGAGCUUCCGCAUGACACCAAGACAAACGAGGUGCAUGUAAUCAAUUGGAAACGUAGCAACCAUAUCAAUAGGCAAGUCCUCGAAAGGUGAGGUGCCUUUAUGGUGCUGCUCCUGACUUCUCGUGCGAAAUGACCUGUCAUCCCGCAGACGCCCGCUGUGUACCGGGAACGUCAUGCGGUUUGCCACGGAACUACCCAUAUGAAAACACCUAGGAGGAUUACAUUUUCGUCCAUUAUAGCAAUUACCUGUCGCAGCCGUAAUAGCCAUUAUGCGCUUUUACUUGCCGGACGUAGGACCGAGCAGGUGUGUCGCAGAUGACGUUGGCCAGCUCAACUCUAACUACAGCGUCCGUAUCCGGGACCUGAAGUCCGCUGGUCAGAAUAUCCUUCAGUUCUGAGAUGCACUGGCCAAUAAAUACAUCCAAAGGCUCAGGCUUGCCGGAACCAGGGAACACUCCAACAACAAACGGCAGUCCACGGACAGCAUAGCUGACUCGACCGAGGAUUGGCCAUAGGCACUGGCCAGACCCUUUAAACAACUUCAUUCCGUCAAUGUGGAGUUGAACCCGUAUUUUCGGUAAAAAAGGCGACAGACCGCGCUUAAGGCCCAGGUGGACGUAGCUGCCGUUAGAGAGGGACUCAGUAACGCAUGCUCGCGGUGUCUGCAUGAGAGUUCGCGGGUCCUUGGGCACAUCUGGGUGUUAUUUACGCGACAUUUGGAACAACAACUUGAAUGUUGCCUGCGGUAGUUGGACACUUAAGCAGAAUUCCCUCAAAUCUGUCAGGAAGCAAUUGCCACUGAACGGGUUCGAGCUUUCAUCUGCAACCUGGUCGUCGUCUACAUCGUCUUAUAGCAUACCAUAUAACACCUACCAAUGCUCAAUUCAGGGCUAAGGUGCGGCAUCGAUGGUUCGGGUGACGGUUCCGUUACGAGAGAUGACGUAGACGGGAGCGAGGGAUCAUCGGUGGCGGCAUAGUACGCCAUCUUCGCCCGCUUAAUCAUGCUGUGCAUUGUACUGCGAUGAAGUCCCCAGUAUUUCCUAUCCAUAUUUGCUUAGAAUUAACAUAUAAAUAGCAUUAACAUAUAUUAGACCGCUAUAUAGUACACACAAGCAGUCAGAUUACGUGCCAUUCUUAUAAAUAACUUAAAUUACGAUUAUAGAUACUAAAAUAAAGCAUUUACUUAUUACAAUGACAUAUUGCAUCGCGUGGAAGAAAUAAAUAAGUAAAUGGAUAACGUACUGCAGUCAAAACUAGCUAAGUAAGAAGCAGGAGUCGGUCAGCUGUAUGGAUCAGUCAGCGUAGAAGUGCAGUCCACGUGCGUAGGUACAUGGCCGACUUAAACAAGGCCAAUAUUUGCCUUCGUGAAACGAAAGGUUCUCUCGAUGUCAUACGACUGAAAACACAUUAUACAAGUUAAAAAGCUUAUAUUUCACGAUAAUAAAGCUCAAACAGUCGAAAAUAAUGCAGAAUGACGUUAUUAGAAAGGAUGGAAAUUUGGACGGGGCCUAGCCCCGUCUUGCCCCCGGGGCCAUGUGUUGGCAGGGUCAGUUGGUAUAAAUUUGCUGAACGUCACCUUUAACCUUCAAUAUCUAUGGCCCACUAAGACCGAAAAAUUCUUAAGCGAUGAGUCCAAACCUACAAAAUGAGCAACUUCUCAACAACACUAUCAAAUUUAGGUUGCUGGCGGGCUCGUUAACAUAGGCACAGUUUGUUUUGCUACAAAAAGCUGUGGUAUUUUUCCAUCUUCGAAGUUCCGCUUAUAAAAAAAGGCAUAGCAGUCGCGGAUUCAGUCCCGCCAUCAAGUCCGCCUAUACCAUCGCGUACGAAGUUUGACUUCUGGACGUGGUCGGAUCGCGGGAAAUUAAAUGCUCUAAGUUUCAUCGAAUUUUACUAUCACAAAUAACUAAACGUGACCGAAUUUUUAGCCAUCCGAUCUUGCACAUUCAAUGUCCAACCAGGAGACGCAGUCAUUUGAGGACAAAGUGGCACUUGUACGAUGUCUUCCCGAGUUAAACAACCUUCGUAUGACAGGCGAACUGACCGAUCUGACUGUAGAGGUAAGUUUGUAAAUGAACUUCACUGUUCUUUUCUCAUUUUAAGCUACAGGACGACGUCUCGCUGCCUGUACACAGGUUGGUUUUGGUCUGCAGAGUACCCUCCCUACGUGAAUCCUUAUGUACAAUGCAUACGCAAAAAAAGGCUGUCCUUGAGUGGCCAAAGGUUUCCUCUGAGUAAUCACUCGUGUUUUAUUACGACUACCGCGCAGAGUCGCUAAACCACUAAUCGACUAUGUGUACACGGGCCAGCUGGAAGUCAAUGAGGCCAAUGCUACUGGUCUGAUUGUGCUGUCGCAGCAACUCGUAAUGCCUCGCGUGGAAGAGUGGGCGGUGAGUUUUAUGGCCGCCAGAUAGGUGUUAUCGAGCCCUAAUGGACUCCCAGGUUCAACGCUGAAAACUUAAAAAAAUACUGGGACCUCGCAGAAUUGCUUAAGAGCGAACAGCUAGUGAACGCCUGUCUUCAGCAUAUAAAGACAACCCUUGAAGCCACGGUUGCGAGUGACUUGUUCAUCCAGCUGCCAGCUGACGCUGUCUUGUCGAUACUGCGUGCAGACGACCUCAUAGUGGACAGUGAGGAGAGUGUCGUCAGAUCGAUUGAGCUUUGGGUAAGUUCAACCGGCGAAGUUGAAGAAACUCGAUUGGUGCACGCGGAAGCGAUGCUGCGGGAAGUUCGAUGGGACCGAGUUGAUGCCGACUUCAGAUGCAGACUAUUUAAUGAAGAAGGCUUCUGGAAUAAAAGUGUGGGAUGCUUGUAAGUUUGGGAGGCGCUUUUAACCUUUUAACUGUUAAAGAAAACUUCUAGGACGUAUAAACUCCUGGAUCGAACAUCCGUCCUCGAAAGUGGAUGAAGAGUGUCCGUUUAAUGAAAAACGCAGAAGGCCACCGGGCGGCAUCUGCUUCAUUGGCUACGCAAAAACUGGUCCGCGGUGCUUUAUCGAGUACGAUUUUGACGCAAACACUUCGAAGCCACUAGCAGUUUCAUCAGGUUCAUCUAGCGCGGCCUUCGUGGCCAUUGAGAGUGAGUCCCGUCCAUUUGAACUUUCGAUAGGACAGUCAGCUGUUAUAUCUGUCUUUGUUUGGUUUUGACUGUCACCUGGAAUCGAUGUGGAACACGGACAUGUAGAGGGCUGGUCGUUCAGUGGGUUAUGUUGUAAUUACCGCCGAGAAGGCGGGUUAAGUCGGCGGGUACGACUGUGCGCAUGCCGGUUUGUCGGAGCUGAAGUCGGUCGAGUGGCUUCAGGUCAGCGCGUGUGAAACGGCUCGCUGCAAGGGGGUGAAUGACCUUGAGGCAGCGAGGCCUUGGGCGGGGACACCAGGCAGCCAUGAUUGCUGUCGGCAACACGGAUAUUCUCCCGACCAAUAUCACAUGCUGUUCAAAACGUCCUCGAUUUUGCCCUAGCGACUGUUAUUCGUCCGUUGUGUGCUUGCUUACUGAACGCAGCUCACAUGUACCAACCUUGACAACCAUCUGUCUGCGUUCUUUUUUGUCAAACAUUCGUUUCUCAUCAAAUUCACAAGGGGUGUCAGUGUUUUGCAUACAAAACGACCGUCUGAUUUCAGGCUUUCACAUCGAACUCAAGUAAUCGGAGCGUACUGCUGUCAAGAAUGUCCAAAGGACCGUCUAACGCUUCUUAAUUGACAAAUGAUUGCGUUUCGUCUGUUGUUACCAGCGUUUGUGUGGUGACGAUGAUGGCUUUUUACAAGCCCCUGUCUUUUCUCCAUAACACGCAGAUCCGCCUUCUAAAUUUCUACGCGAACGCGAAGCAUGCGCAUCGACCGUGUAUGUUUGUGUAAACCGAACAAAACAAGCUCCCCAGGAUUGACAUUUUUGCGCGAAAGACGCUUAUCUGAAUGUACACAGGUUGGUUAUGGUGUGCAGAGUACCCUCCCUACGUGAAUCCUCAUGUACAAUGCAUACGCAAAAGAAGACUGUUCUUCAGUGGCUAAAGGUUUCCUAUGAGUAAUCACUAGUGUUGUAUUACAACUGCCGUCCAGAGUCGCUAGACCUCUAGUCGGCUAAUUCUACACGUUUGUUACCAUCAGCGUUGGUGUGGUGACGUCGAUGGCGUUUGACAAGCUCCUGUCUUCUCUCCGUAACAUGUUUGCAUCAACCGGACAGGGUUUGUGUGAACCGGAUAUUCACCUUAAUACGGGAAAGACGCUUAUCUGCCUUUUCGCCUCCUCGCAAGGCGUCGCCCACUGUAAGCCGUGGAAGACUGAUCCCAUGCUCAUUAACUGACUGCCUCCCGUCGCAUAGAAAUAAGUGAACAGAAUGGUUUUUCGUCUUGUCUUGUACUUUUCUCCCUUAUCCAGAGCAUAGAUGUUUUAUCGAUGCUGGCGUUCAACAGGCCUACGCCCCCUCACCGACGAUUUUAAACCGCGCGAUGGAAAACGCGUGCUGCGCCAUAAUCUGCCAACUUCUGGCCAGAACCCUUUUGCCAUUGUAUAAGCCUGUGGUACAAGACCGGAAGUCGUAAAACAGCAUGUCUGUGCCAGAUCCUCCGACUUCAUGAGAACACUCAUUGUGGGGUAAUUUAUCGCCUUUAAAUGUGUAUUUUCUCACAUAGUCGACGCCUUUCGUUGAUAUCCUUGACACUCGUUUUCGUAUCUCCUCACUUCGCUCCUUAUUGCAUUGGAAACAGGCUGCAUCUUCGCGAUUGGAGGAGAUGAUAACGACGGCAGCUUUCCAAAUGUUCACAAAUUUGAUACGAAGGAACAUCGGUGGAAGGAAUGUGCGCGGCUCUCCACGGGACGGAGGUGCCAUUCGGUAGUUGCCGUCCCAGUCGGUCAGGGAAACGUGAUUUGUGUCUUUGGCGGAUGGAACAAUCAGAACGAGUGUCUUGACACUUGUGAAAUCUACUCUGCACAGGAAGACAAGUGAGUCUGCUGGCCGCCGUAGCCGCAUAGUAAAGUAAAUGGCAAUAUUGUUCACCGUCAAAUUGAGGCAGGCUUGAAUGAAUUUUUCUGCCGUAUGAGUGGGUUGGUCGUCAGUCAACCGUGCCCUUCUCCCAGGCUCGAAGCCUGAGGGCAUUACGCACUGCAUUAGGACACCGCGUCUAUUCGCCGAUUAAUCUCCUGUCUUAACUUGGCCUCUCUUUGCUCAGACUUGGCUUUAGUCAAAGGCAAUUUUCUACGGCCGCUUAUGUGUUCUCACUUUCUGGCCGGAUUCCCUUUGACGAUUGCAACUAAGAAAGUUCUAUGGCGUAGCUUUACAGUCUACCUCUUCCAUAUUCUUUCUCAGGUUCCACAAGCGUUAUUUGUAAGCUCAGUGAGGAUUAAGCGAUCGUGAUUUGGCUGUUUUUGCUGAAACUGUACAUUUGGUCUAAGAAUGUAUGUAACAGAGAUAAACUGAAAAUUCCGACUAAAAUGUCUGCACAUAUCGCUUAAAAUGCGAUGUUUGAUGUAGCCAACUGCAACAGAGCGACUGUUACCGCACUUGACAGUUUCCAGAGAAGAGUGGCCUGAUUGAAAUCUGUGGUUACGGACGGCGACCUAUCGGUAAGACUUGAGGCAUUAAAGCCCGUCGAAACCUCCAGAAGUGGAGCAAUCAUCUCCACCCCACUUAACCCCCACUCUCCGAGAUCCAGAUAGUGUUCCAGAAGAAUAGCAAUGUUUAGUGCCUUCAAUCCUACCUUGAUCGACCCUACACCCCCCCCCCACUCUCCGUGACCCAAAUAGUGGUCCUCCAAAGUAAAGCUAGGCCUCGAUGGGAGAUCUCAAAUCCCUUACUAGAUAGACUGUUAUGAAGUUAAUACUAGAGCUAUCUCAGUCUGUACCUCAGUUCUGGGUAGGCCCGAAUAAUUUGAUCGGGUGGCACCCUUCUGAAGCACGAUUUUUAGGCGUUAUGAUGGUUUAGAAGCCUGUAUGUCAUUUUCCUGUGAGGAAAGUGAACACUGAAUCGACCUCACUCCUCACCCAUGUGCCAGCGGCCUGUCCGUUCAAAACCGCUUUGAGCCCAGACCGGACGCAGUGAAACCGCUCUCGCCUACCACAUGACGCGUACGAACUUAAAUCUCAGUCGUAUGAGCAAAUUGACGGAAUCGUAAUGGGCUCAGGCCAACCUUUGCCGAUGUUUUUUAAUGGUUCACCUAGAAGAAAAGGUGUCACUAUAACUGAACAUACCAGCGUUAUGCAGGUUCUACAUGGAUGAUAUACUCACGGAUGUUGAUAACAAGGUAGACGCCUCUGAUCUACUUUGUGUAAUGAAUAACGUGUAUCUGAAAAUUAAAUUUGUUAUAGAAAUGGAGCAGUGUAACAAGCUUCCCCUCCUAGACGUUCACAUGUUUAGAGAGGAUGAUGAAUCAGUACGGCGCUCCGUUUUCCAUAAGAUCACAUGGAAAGGGCAAUACUUACAUUUUGAAAGAUUCGCGCUAAUGCAACGGAAAGGAAUCUUUUAAAUACUCUUUUUCAAAGAACGAUAAAUGUUUGCUCGAGGGAGACCCUAGAUACCAAAACUGCCCGCAUUAAAGAAGCUUACUUAAUCGUGGAUAUCCUGCAUGCCUUGUUCAAAAAAUACCGCCACCAUUUACGGCCAAAAUUAACGGGUAGCUAAUAGAGUCUGAUCCACGUUUCAAAUGGGGACAUAGUUUUCAUCUCAUCUGAAAACCGCCCGCCCCCGUGGUACGUUUUUAAACGCGCUUUCUUUCGACUUAAAAUUCGUGCAACUUGUCCUGCUGACCGGAUUGUUGUCAUAAGUAGGCCACCGUUGCAGUGACCUAAUUAAGUCACCCUUUUUACCGCCGUCUUCAUUUCAGAUGGUAAAGACUACCUGGUUUAAAAGAAAAAAGGCAAAACUCUACCGCUGUUGCGCUGCCGGACGGUCGCGUGUUUGUGAUUGGCGGCAAACCCGAUUUUUGUGUCAAAUCAUUGUCCUCUGUGGAGAUGUGUCAUUUACGAGAGGCAGCAGACUGGCGUGGACCACGAAAGUCAUCGGACAGCUUUUGGAAGGCUGCUGCUCCCAUGCUAUCCGCAUAUAAUGGAUGCACGGCGGUCGUAUUCAAGGGCGACCUUUUUAUUUCUGGAUGCAGUGCCUAUGUUCAUAAUGAUUAUAACGUACGGGUUGAUGUCUUCGCCCCGCCCGACAACCGGCGCCCCUUGGGUAAGUGGACACGCCUCACUGAACAUACCUUAAAGGAGUCUUUUUUUACUCUCGCCGUUUGGCAGGACAGACUUUUUUCUUUCCGUGAGUCAGCAGUUCUGUCUCUCUUCCCCUGAUGAGUUGAUUUUGCUGUCCUCGAGUCUGCCUACUGCCUGUGGGCCGUCUGGCUGUCAAGAUGGCCUAGUUCGGUCCUCUACUUCCCCUUGCAUUUUUAAGCCCUCUCUUUGUUUCUCUCAUCGCAACUAAAUGAUCGGAAGACCCAAAUUUGGAGAAGGUGUUAGCACCUUUAGGGAUAGAUUUAGGGCCACACGCAGUGGUCCUUCCAGUGGAUAUGUUUUCAUGGUGUAAACUUGUUUGCUGACAACAAAAGGAUCCUGGCGACAGUCAUUUAGGAAUAAAUGUGUUUGAAGUGGGACAGCCGUUCGUUGCAUUUACCUCAUCCCCCCCCCCUUUAUCACUCACAGCGCCUCGACUGCUUGACAGGCCUGCGACAGAGAUAAUUCGUCAGCGUAAUUUCGUCCAACGGCUGUCCAGCCGCAUGGCGAAACCCGUCGGCAUGCGUCCGGUGCACACACCCCACCCGGUCUUUACUGCCUCAGGACAUUUAGGUUAUAUAUAUAUAGGCCUUUGUCUGGAAGGAUUCUUUGCUUCUAGGUGAGGCCGAUGAUUUCAGGAAAUAACACUGAAUUGCUAUGAUGCGCUUUUUACUUGGACGAACUCGGUCAGCGCCAUCGCGGAUCUCGGCCGGCUGGUCUUAUGUAUAGUUGAGCAAGAAUUCACCCCCAAGCAUGCGUGGUUUUGACCUGGACUAUGACUGCCUAGAGACGGCGAAAAAUAACUCGGGGAAUUAUCGUUUCACUUUCCCCUUGUGCAAUGACAAUUAUGCUUUUCUGUAUUUGUUUUAACUCGUGUUUUUUUUACGAAGACUGAACGAUUAGGAAUUGCCUAGUUUUAUAGUGUUAUAGUAUGCAGUCCCAUGUACAAGACCAAAUAUUCUGAAGGGUGAAGUACCCACUCGUUGAUCUGACUCUGUAGUCUUGCUCCUCCCUCUUGUUGGCCAGAACGGGACAAACUGUGUGAUACCGGUCGACGGUACUUUGUCGGGCACGAUUAGGUUGUUUUUAUUCAUUAAAUAUCUGCAUUUGACUCGACCUGGGAGAUAGCUGUACACGGUUCUCGAUUCUGCAGCACAAGGGGAGCUUUUUCGAGAGAUGACAGUCGUCGAUGUGUCGUCUAGCGUAUGUUUUCCAUAAAUGGGCAACCCUUGUUAUUACUGUUCUCAAGCUGGAGAAUAUGGCGGUUUCAGUGAUCUCCGGUCGAUUUAUCGUCUAAAAGCGAGAUUGGAGACAAUGUAUGCACUGACACUAAAUGCGGCUUGAAAAGUCAUUUUAAACAUUUGAAGAUCUAUAUAAACUCGCGGCGUUGUAUUAUUCCGUUCAUAGUAUCUUCUCGGUUCAUCCACUUCUGCCGUUAUAAGUGAUGCACUGAUGGCUGUGACUGAAUGUGUACCUGGGCGUUUAGUUCGACUGCUCCCUGGGGAUUAACUUCCAGGUAAACUGCAAGACUUCGUCCCGAAUGAGACAGUCAAGAGUCGAUGCGAACCCGAUGCGACGGACGGUUGAGGCAUUUGGAACAUUUUAUUCCUUUCCUACUUCAUGCGUAUUGCUUUUAUUAUAUUCAAUGCUUCGUGUUUGUCUGCAGUGCACGUGAGGUUGGAGCGGCUAGCUGGAAGGUUGGUUCGCCUCUGUUCUCCAGGACAUGCAGGCACUUCUUAAACCCUGAGAAUUCUCGGCAAUAGAUGAGGUGUUGUUUCGGGCUGAUCGAGCCGAAUUCCCCUAAUGGGAUCCUAAGGGCCGAUUUGGUCGAUGAUUUAUAGUUCUGCCGACAAUUUACCUAUUUGCCAAAACGGCUUUUUCACCAGCGCACUAUCAGAGUCAACGGUAGUUAUGUGCCCACCCCCUCUCCACAUGCAUCCCUACUCCCCUUCCUCACUCAUUCCCAACAUCUUUGGUUGUUUUGACCCGCUUUCACCUUCUAAUCAAAUUUCAGUUGGAAAUAAUUACUGUCUGCUUUCCUUCUUCUCAUUGGAGGUUACGGUUAUGAUCAAGGCGUAUCAAUCAGGGAGUUCGUCCCACCGUCAAGUCAGCCCAUGCCAUCGCGCAAGAAGUUUGACUUCUGGACCUGGUCGGAUCCCAGGAAAAUAGAUGGUUUAAGGUCCAUCGAACGAGCAUUUCCUCUGUGCUAAAAUUUGCUGAUUUUUUCAAGCGUUAAGCUUAAAGAAAAAUUUGUUAUACAUGCUUAUUUUUAUUCUUCAAUAAAAGUGACUGAGCUACGUAUCAUGCUUCAAAUUUCCUUUCUGUGCCAAAUACAAACUUGGGAAUUGGACAUCAGAAUCUGUAGGAGUUACACACAGCUGCGGUCAUGCCUGUUCUAGUUUAAAUCAAUACUCUCGUAGGAUGAAUCGGCAACAAUAUUCCUUGGUAAUGUGUUUCGCCCCCUGGAGACGAGACGAAAUGUCGAGGCCCCAGGGGCCACCUCCACGUCCCGAGGACCUGUGCCGACCAUUUCGCCACCUCCUGAGAAUUCGCUUGCAACAGCGGCACCGUACCAGUGUUAA
Messenger RNA from Spirometra erinaceieuropaei, 17000 nucleotides. Lineage: Eukaryota; Metazoa; Platyhelminthes; Cestoda; Diphyllobothriidea; Diphyllobothriidae. The record is from the annotation of a GenBank genome assembly.